UGGCCCCUCUCUCCUCCCACCGCCCAGGGGGCACCGUAUAUAUCCAUCCCUCCUCGCCCGCCUCGGGCAUUUCGGGGGCUCCCCCCUCCUGCCCCCCUUUGCCCGCCCAGGGAUGGAGCGUGGAGGGAAGAGGACGUGGGAUGCUCUUCUCGGGGUCCGCCUGGUCCCCCUCGUGCUGCUGCCGCUGCUGCAGCUGGCGGGGGGGGCCCCCCUGGGUCAGGGGCUGUACCCCAUGCCGGCCGGUGUCCUGCAAGCGCUGUCGAGCCGGGGGACACUGGUGCUGGAGGCGGCGCUGAGGAGCGCGCUGCUGGCGCUGGAGCGGGCGCUGGCUGAGCAGCAGAGGCAGCGGGGCGCCUGCGGGCUCUGUGCCCCCUGCCUCUUCCCCCCCUGCGCCAACCUCACCCGGCACUGCCCACCGCCAGCCGUGCCCCCCGCCGUGCCCCCCAGCUGCCAGGCCUUGCUGGAUGCCCAGGCGCUGCCCGAGCUGCCCCAGCGCAACUGGGCGCUGAGCCAGGCCUGUGCCCCCUACCAGCGCCUGUGCCCACCCGAGGGGACCCAGCACACCUGCACCCCGCUCAGCGCCCGGCUCUGUCGCCGUCGCCUCCAGGAGUGCCGGAUGGCAGCUGCGGCCCCCGGCCCUGAUGCGCCAGCGGAGGUGGUGAGGCCAGGGAGCUGUGGGCACCGUGGCGGACCCCAAGCCAACUCCACGGCCCCCCGAGGACGGAUCAUGGGUGGCAGCGUGGCCCCACGGGGGGCCUGGCCCUGGCUGGUGUCGGUGCGGCUCCACGGGGAGCUGAUGUGUGGAGGGGUGCUGGUGGGGCUCUCCUGGGUCCUCACCGCAGCCCACUGCUUUGCCGGGAACAGGAAUGAGCUGGCGUGGACAGUGGUGGUGGGUGACCACGAGCUGGGCAAGACGGGCACGGGCGAGCAGGCAGUGCCUGUCCGGCGCAUCCUGCCUCAUCCCAAGUUUAACCCCAAGACAUUUCAUGGGGACCUGGCACUGCUGGAGCUGGCGAUGCCGCUGGUCCCCUCGCCCACCGUCAGCCCCGUGUGCCUGCCCAGCAGCCCCAUGGAGCCCAGCCCCGGCACCGCCUGCUACAUCGCAGGCUGGGGGUCCCUCUAUGAAGAGGGGCCGACGGCCGACGUGGUGAUGGAAGCACGGGUGCCCCUGCUCAGCCAGGAGACAUGCCGGGGUGCCCUGGGCAGGGAGCUGCUCACCAACGCCAUGUUCUGUGCCGGGUACUUGUCAGGGGGCAUCGACUCCUGCCAGGGCGACUCGGGGGGCCCGCUGGCAUGCCAGGACCCCUCGUCGCACCGCUUCGUCCUCUACGGUAUCACCUCGUGGGGCGAUGGCUGCGGUGAGCAGGGAAAACCAGGCGUCUACACCCGUGUCACUGCCUUCGUGGACUGGCUCAGCCUCCAGAUGGACCCCGCCCCUGGCAGCCGGGAACCCAGCUGCUUUGACCUGCUGGCACUGGCCCAGCUGCCCCCCGAGCAGCAGCCACCCGAACGUGCCCGCCUCUGUGCCUUUUACGCCGGCUCCUGCCAGGCCCCCCAGGGCCAAGUCGCCUGCACCCGCCUGGCUGAGGAGACCUGCCACGCCAGGAUGAGACGAUGCGAGCUACACUCCUACGCCCAGACCUUGAUGGAUCUCCUGCGCCGGGCUGGGGACUUCAUCCGAAACCAGUUCGACUUCUCCUUCCUCACCCGUGCCCUGCCCCAGCUCCUGGGCAAGAUCUACGGGCAUCUCUUCCCCCACCGUGUCCGCAGGGAUGCCCCAGGUGGCCAACCCAGCCCCACGGCGGAAGGACCCCAGGGUCCCCCCACCAGGCAGGGGGCUGAGCGGCCACCCCCCUUUGCCGGGCUCUUUGGGGCUGUGGGGCCCCGGCUGCAGGACUGGGUGGAGGCGCUGAGGGCCAUGGCAGGGGAUAGCCCCCCGACACCCACCCCGGACAGGGAAACGUGGCUCUUCCUGCAGCAGGGAGAGGAGGUGGUGGAGGAGCUGGUGGGACAGGGACGAGCCUUUCUCACCCAGCUGCGGGCAGAGUUGGACUUCGGCAUCCCCCUCGAAGCCAUGGAGCCACAAUGGGCACGUGGAGAGCUGGCAGGGACCCCCAUGAGGGGGUCUGCACCAAGGGAGAAACGUGAGCUGGUGCCCACGGAGCUGCUGGGUGUGGAGGAGGAGGAGGAGGCAGGCACGGGAAGAGCCUGCCCUGGCCUCAACGAGUCGGCGGUGCGGGUGGCUGCGGUGCGGGAGCUGUACGCCUGGGUGCUGCGGGUGCCUGAGCCAGACCUGGCCAUGACUUUCCAGGAGAUCCUGGUGGACUUGGGUUCCAAAAACACCAAGGGACUGUACCGGGCGCAGGUGCGGGCCACGGUGGGGGGCCGCCCCACAGCCUUCGCUGGCCUCGUGGGGCUGGAGAGCGACUCGCUGGCCCGCAGCAUGCCCGGCCUCGUUGCUCUGGCGCUAGAAGCGCUGAAAACCUAAUGGUUCCCCUGGGGCACCCUGCCACCAUGGGGACAGGGUGCCGGGGCAGGGGUCACUCACAUCCUUCAAACACAGCCCCCUCUCCGGCUCAGGAUCUUCCACCCUUUUUUCCUCCAUCGUGCCUCAGUUUCCCUCUUACCACCGGCACUGCCUGAUCUCCCUGGGGCAAUGGGGUGCUGGGGGGCACCUGGAGCAUCUCAGUUGUGGAUCACAGCCUUCCUCUCCGCUGGGACUCCCACCUUGGCAAGCCCACCCCCACCCCAUUUUCCCCAGAGGCAUCUGGGCUGCUAUUUAUUUGUACAGAGAGGUUUAUUUUUCAAUAAAGAAGGGCUCUAUUUUCUGGUA
Messenger RNA from Tyto alba (common barn owl), 2833 nucleotides. It is a transcript of the gene PRSS56, whose product is annotated as serine protease 56. Lineage: Eukaryota; Metazoa; Chordata; Aves; Strigiformes; Tytonidae. The record is from RefSeq and is a predicted model, not a curated record. Bases 113 to 2488 code for a protein of 791 amino acids. Gene Ontology annotation, biological process: proteolysis. Gene Ontology annotation, molecular function: serine-type endopeptidase activity. The transcript has 17 exons.